This is a messenger RNA of Venturia canescens, 1830 nucleotides long. RefSeq names its product putative fatty acyl-CoA reductase CG5065. Gene Ontology annotation, cellular component: peroxisome. The transcript has 10 exons. The record is from RefSeq and is a predicted model, not a curated record. Gene Ontology annotation, molecular function: alcohol-forming very long-chain fatty acyl-CoA reductase (NADP+) activity. NCBI's taxonomy places the organism in Eukaryota, Metazoa, Arthropoda, Insecta, Hymenoptera, Ichneumonidae. Gene Ontology annotation, biological process: long-chain fatty-acyl-CoA metabolic process. Bases 135 to 1640 code for a protein of 501 amino acids.
UUUUUUUCAAUUAAAUAUUUUUUUAUUGAUAUUUUGAAUCAAUUUAAGUAUUGAGAUAAAACGAGGGAAUUUUUCAUUGCGCCGGAAUUAAUGAGCAUAAAAAUAUUAUACCCUUGUGUGCCGUUUGUGAGUAGAUGGGUUCGAAGAACGAUGAUUCUCCGAUCGGCAUUCCUGCUUUUUACGCAGGCAGGAGUGUUCUUGUGACUGGUGCAACGGGAUUCAUGGGCAAAGUAUUGAUCGAAAAAUUGUUAAGAUCGUGUCCGGAUGUUCGAGAAAUUUUUUUGCUUCUACGACCAAAAAAAAAUAUGCCGAUUGAUGACCGACUUCGAAAAAUGCUUUCACUACCACUUUUCGACAAAAUCAGAGACGAGCGACCAGGAUCUUUCGAAAAACUCAUACCAGUAAUUGGUGACGUCACCAAGGAAAGUCUUGGCCUGCCAAUGGUAGAAAGAAACGUCUUAAUCAACCGAGUGUCUAUAGUAUUCCACGUCGCUGCCAGUGUUAGAUUCGACGACAGUCUCAAAGCAGCAGUCUUUCUCAACACAAGAUCCACCAGAGACAUUUGCAAUCUUGCCACACAAAUGACGCAACUAGUGGCUUUGGUUCACGUGAGCACAACCUAUAGUCAGGCAGACAAGUCCCACGUCGAAGAGAAGAUAUAUACGAGUGAUGUGGAUUGGAAGAGGACGAUCAAAAUUGCUGAGAAUGUGGAUGAACAUGUUUUGGAAACUUUAACGCCCAAGUUUUUAGGACCUUUUCCGAACACAUACACAUUCACCAAAAGAUUGGCCGAACAAGUCAUCAGCGAUUACUCUGCAGUCAUUCCGACCGUUGUGUUCAGACCAUCAAUAGUGAUAUCUACCCUCGCUGAACCCAUGAAAGGAUGGCUGGACAAUUUCAAUGGACCCGUAGGGAUGAUGGUAGGAGGUGGAAAAGGUGUACUUCGUGUGCUGUAUUGCGAUGCUAAAACCAAAGCAGAUUUCAUACCCGUCGACAUAGCUAUAAAAGCGAUGAUAACUGCUUGUUGGAAAAGAGGGAUCACCACGAUUACAAAAGACCCUUCCGUUCACGUUUAUAACUGUUCAUCCGCGGAUACAAAGAAUAUUACUUUGCAAGAACUCAUCAAUAUGGGUCUCAAGUACAACGAACAAAUCCCCCUCGAGGGAUGUCUUUGGAAACCAUCCACGAUCAGAACGAACGAGAAAAUUGUCUAUUAUAUUCUCAUGUUAUUUCUCCAUUUGCUUCCGGCCAUAUUCAUCGAUGGAUUAUUGAAAAUGAGUGGUCGAAAGCCUACGCUAGUGAAACUACAGCGCAAAGUCUACAUAGCCAACAGUGCCUUAAAAUAUUUCUUGAUGCACGAAUGGUACUUUGAGAACAAAGGAUUGCAGAACCUUCUUACAAAAGUUUUGCCAACUGAUUAUGAAACUUUCGGUUAUGAUUACGCUACUUUCGAUAUAUAUACCUACUUCAAACACUGUUUAAUUGGAGCAAAAACUUAUCUCCUUCAGGAAGAUAUGAAAAACCUCCCACAGGCCAAGCAGCAUUUCAGAAGAAUGUGGUGGAUUGACGCUGGAUUCAAAGUCUGGAUUGGAAGUAUUGCCGUUUGGUUUUUCAUCAAAGCCUUAAUGAGGACCAUUUAGCCAUCGAGUGAUAUCCAUGGUUUUUAUCCUAUUCGAAAUUAAGUAACUUUCAUAGCCCCCAAAUAAUUUGCAUUUGAAAAGUAUGUUACUUAAAUGAGUGUGGAACUAUUGAGUUUCAAAACCAAAUGUUUUUAACUAAAUGAGUGUGAAUUGUCAUAACCAAUAAAAGUACUUGAUUAGCUUCAGAGUA